This is a messenger RNA of Seriola aureovittata, 2980 nucleotides long. Its product is annotated as glycine receptor subunit beta-like. Gene Ontology annotation, molecular function: neurotransmitter receptor activity; transmembrane signaling receptor activity; extracellularly glycine-gated chloride channel activity. Gene Ontology annotation, cellular component: neuron projection; synapse; postsynaptic membrane. NCBI's taxonomy places the organism in Eukaryota, Metazoa, Chordata, Actinopteri, Carangiformes, Carangidae. The transcript is spliced from 11 exons. The record is from RefSeq and is a predicted model, not a curated record. Gene Ontology annotation, biological process: regulation of membrane potential; signal transduction; chloride transmembrane transport. Bases 229 to 1734 code for a protein of 501 amino acids.
AACAUUAAUGUGCUACUUCCCCCUAGGCAGGCAGAGAGGAGCUCGGAAUAGGACGCAAGAGGAGUGCAGAUAAAGGAACACACACAGGACAGCACGGCAGAGAGAGAGAGAGAGAGCGAGAGAGAGCGAGGACAUACAGUCCGGCUGUAGCCAGAACAGCAUCUUAGUGACUAACCACUGAAUCCCUGUAAUGCAGCAGAACUGAUAAUCCAACCAACCAGAGGCAUCAUGGCUGCUGGACUGAGGCCAGUGAUUUUGCUGCUGUUGCUGCUGUGUUGUUGUCAACCAACCACGACCAAAGAGGGAAAAUCCACUAAGAAGGGGAAAAAAGGAAAACAAGUUGUCUGUCCAUCCCAGUUGUCUCCAGAAGAUUUGGCCCAGGUUCCAGCUAACUCCACCUCCAACAUCCUGAACCGUCUGAUGGUCAGCUACGACCCCAGAAUAAGGCCGAACUUUCAAGGUAUCCCAGUUGAGUCCAGGGUGAACAUCUUCAUCAACAGCUUUGGGUCCAUCCAGGAGACCACUAUGGACUACAGAGUGAAUAUAUUUCUCCGUCAGAGGUGGAAUGACCCUCGUCUACGACUUCCUACUGACUUUAAGAGUGAUGCACUAACUGUUGACCCCAACAUGUUCCAGUGUUUGUGGAAACCAGACCUUUUCUUUGCCAAUGAAAAGAAUGCAAACUUCCAUGAUGUCACACAGGACAACAUUCUGCUCUUCAUAUUUAGGAACGGAGAUGUCUUGAUUAGUAUGAGGCUGUCUGUGACGCUGUCCUGUCCCUUGGAUCUCACACUCUUCCCAAUGGACACACAGCUGUGUAAGAUGCAGCUGGAGAGCUUUGGCUACACCACCAGUGAUCUGGUGUUCAUGUGGCAGUCUGACCCCGUUCAGAUGGAUGAGAUUGCUCUGCCUCAGUUCGACAUCAAACAGGAAGACAUUAAAUAUGGAAACUGCACAAAGUACUACCAAGGAACAGGAUACUACACCUGUGUUGAAGUGAUCUUCACACUGCGUCGCCAGGUUGGUUUCUAUAUGAUGGGAGUCUAUGCUCCAACUCUGCUGAUCGUGGUUUUGUCCUGGUUAUCGUUCUGGAUAAACCCUGAUGCUUCAGCUGCCAGGGUGCCACUGGGUAUUUUAUCAGUGCUCUCUCUGUCCAGUGAGAGUAUGUCCCUGGCAUCAGAGCUACCAAAGGUUUCCUACGUGAAGGCCAUCGAUAUCUGGCUCAUUGCCUGUCUGCUGUUUGGGUUUUCGUCCCUAGUGGAAUACGCUGUGGUGCAGGUGAUACUGAACAGCCCCAAACUGAUUGAGGAGGAGAAAACCAAAAUGGCCACCAAGGAGAAAGCUCUGCAAGAGAAAGAGGGAAAAAAGCCUUCAGAUAAAACUAACAACACAGUGAAUGGUACAGGUGGAACACCCAUACAUGUCAACACUCUGCAGCAGGUGGUGGAAACUCGCUGUAAGAAGGUUUGCACGUCAAAGUCGGACCUUCGAUCCAAUGACUUCAGCAUUGUGGGGUCUUUACCUCGAGACUUUGAACUGUCCAACUUUGACUGUUACGGUAAACCAGUGGAGGUGACUGGGGCCCACAAGUCCCAAAACAAAGCAAACAAGAAACCCCCACCACCCAAACCUGUCAUACCUGCUGCUGCCAAACGCAUUGACCUCUAUGCAAGAGCCCUCUUCCCUUUCUCCUUCCUCUUCUUCAAUGUGGUCUACUGGUCCGUCUAUCUGUAAGGGGGGGGGGGGGGGACCAAACUGAACUGACAGUUGACAUUACACAAAUUCAUGUGCUGCUCCACACUAAUAAAUUGAAAAUUUCAUGUGUGCCGAGCUGCAGACAGUCACUGCAGCUGCCCCCCCCCCUUAAUGCAUUAAGUAGACACUGCAUGUGUGUCUGUCUGAUACUUGACAUUGUGCUUAUUAUAAACGAAACCUUGAUGUGAUUACAAUACCCCUCUACUGUACAUUAGAAAUCAGUGCUGUUCACUGACAGUAAGAUUACUGCUAACACUUUAUGUUAAAGGUGUAGAGCUCCUAAACUUCCAGAACUAAUUGAAUGAGAAGUAAAUAUAAAAAUAUACCCAGAAUAGAUAAAUUAGUAACUUAAAAUAAUUACAAUCAUACUGUAUGAGUUCAUUUUGAAAGUUUAUUUCUGCCACCAGGAACAAAACUAAGAUUUACUGAGUUUCUAUGAGAUGAACUAGCUAAUAUCAAGAUAAUAUAAGAUCCUCCUGUUGUAAUUUUAUCCUCAUGUUGUAAUGUUAUCCUCAUGUUGUAAUGACCUGGUCUUAUUAUUAUGAAUGAGCUUUUCAUCAUAUAACAAUAUAAAGUCAUAUAGUAACAAAAAAGUUAAAAACUAAAAGAUUUGGUUUGUUGUAAAGAUGAGAAAACAAGACCAGGUCUAAACCUAGUAUAAUGUCUGGACCACCUAUUGUCAAAUCCUGAUUUUACAACCACAACGUUUGUUUGACAGAAACACCAAACACAUAAAUGAAAGACAAAGACUGAGCUGUGAUGAUGAAAUGAUCACUCAGAGAGAAAGUUAGAAGAGACAGACUAUCUUCCUUUUUUUAAAGUUCUUUUUUUAGGUAUUAUUUGAGUCAUAGUGUGUGUGUGAGAGAGAGAGCGAGAGAGAGAGAGAAGAUGAUAUGCAGGGCCACAGGUCAGACUCGAACUCAGGCUGCCAGAUUUAGACCUUAAAGCUUGAAUGGCUUGCACUUCACUAGGUGAACCACCGGAACCUGAGACAGACUGACAGACUUUUUUAUUUAGUCUCUGACACAGAGCACAGCCUCCGCCUGGAUCCACAAUAGUUUAACUCCCUCUGUUUGAUAUGUAGAGUUGGUCAUAGUCGUUAGUCCGAAGCCUCAUUACUGAUGACUUCUCUCUCUCCCUCCCUCUCUCCUGCUCUCUCUGCUCAGUGUGUCUUAUGUUUACUUAUUCCUCUGCCUUUAGUAAUAAUGAUACAUGUGAUGAAAGU